This is a messenger RNA of Penicillium alfredii, 1059 nucleotides long. Its product is annotated as Zn(II)2Cys6 transcription factor. Lineage: Eukaryota; Fungi; Ascomycota; Eurotiomycetes; Eurotiales; Aspergillaceae. Gene Ontology annotation, biological process: positive regulation of transcription by RNA polymerase II. Gene Ontology annotation, molecular function: transcription cis-regulatory region binding; DNA-binding transcription factor activity. The coding region runs from base 1 to 1059 and encodes 352 amino acids. The record is from RefSeq and is a predicted model, not a curated record. Gene Ontology annotation, cellular component: nucleus. The transcript has 3 exons.
AUGGCUGAGAGUCCUUUGGUUCGAAGCUGCAUUCUCACGAUAUCAUCAACCGAUCUGGUCAAAUAUGACCGCAGUGACCUGGAAUUACAGCAUGUUGCCGUUGAGUACUACGGACAAGCUGUAUCUGGACUGCGAGAAGCCAUUCAAGAAGAAAGUAAUAGUACUAUUGUCUUCAAUAUGCCCCUUUCCGACUACAAUCCACUCGCAGUACUACUGCUAUGUCUCCACGAGACCCAAAACUUCACGGCCAGCGAGCGAAUACUGCCUCAUCUCAACGCUGCCAUCUGUCUACUACAAAACCGGCUCUACUGCCAAGGGCUCAACUCAACAUUGCGGGGGUUUCUUUUUGAACUGUUCUGUUACUUCUUUGCUCUUGCAACCUACUCACUCGGCUCCAGACUGGCUCUCUAUCAAGCUUGCCGCAUUUUCAACUCUCCUUCAAUCACCCAGUAUCUCCAGAAUGGCCAUGUCAUGGGCACCUCGCAACAUCUAUUUUUGACCAUCUUCCGCAUAUCCAUUCUGGUGGAGGAUAUGACCCUUGGAAGCGAGGAUGUCGCGGCAAAGGCCAGGUCGGAGCUAAUGGCAUUGGAGGAGCAGCUGGAUGCCACCCUGACACAAUCUUACCAUAUUAACGAGGACAUGGAUAUCGGAUGUCUGAAUGACGCAGUCACUUCUGAAAUGUACCGGCUAGCAUGUCUCAUAUAUCUCAAGAAAGUCCUGUGUCCCCCGACGCCGGAUGAAGAUCCCACCAUUCAGAGCCUCGUGAAUGCAUUUGUCUAUCAGCUGGGUCAUCUACCCUCUGGCUCGCCAUCAGACACCAUCCUGAGCUGGCCUCUGGUAGUGACAGGUCUUUGUGCAACUAUGAGCACCCACCAGCGGAUCAUCAUCGCGAAGCUUAAUCAGAUAUUUGAAGUGUGGCAGUCUGACAUCUUCUCGCGUGGCGCUGAGUUUCUACGCGAGAAGUGGCAAAGGGAUCGAGAUGCGAGAGCGAUAAUAUCCUCCGAGUCGCAUCAGGCGAGUGGGAUGAUUUGGACUCAACUGCCUGUUAUUUUAGCCUAG